AUGUACCUGGCAGCUGGAUUGCUUAACAUCAUGGAUAUCUCCCUUCAGCAUGAAUAUCUGCAGGAGUAUCUUCAAAGUGCGGCUGUCAAUGGUAACUUUUCCGGCACCAACCCGUACGGGUUGGGUGUUUACGGUGGACUCGCACCGAACGGAUCUGCCUUGGUCGGAGGACUCGACAAAAACGGUUCGGAGGUCACCAUCACGGCUCCAGGACACACUGACUCCACCGUAGCCGUCAUAAUUGUGUACUGCGUCCUGUUUGUGAUAGCGGCCGGCGGCAAUCUGUCGGUUGUCAUAACACUGUUCCGCUCCAGGCGCCAUCGUCGUUCGCGUGUCAGCCUCAUGAUCUGCCAUUUGGCCGUGGCUGAUCUAAUGGUCGCGUUCAUCAUGAUUCCACUGGAGGUUGGCUGGCGCAUUACGGUGCAGUGGCAUGCCGGGAACGUUGCCUGCAAAGUGUUCCUGUUCAUGCGCGCCUUCUGUCUGUAUCUUAGCUCGAACGUCCUGGUGUGCGUGUCCCUCGACCGCUGCUUUGCUGUGAUAUAUCCUUUGCGCGUGUCAGCCGCCCGGAAACGCGGUAAAAUUAUGCUCGGCGGGGCUUGGUUCAUUGCGUUUGUUAAUGCAAUGCCACAGAGUAUUAUCUUCCGCGUGCAGCAACAUCCGCAAGUGCCGGGGUUUACGCAAUGCGUCACAUUCGGGUUCUUCGCUACGCCGGGCCUCGAGACGGCCUACAACCUGUUCUGCGUGAUAGCCAUGUACUUCCUGCCGCUGAUGAUCAUCAGCGGCGCCUACACUGUGAUCCUGUGCGAAAUAUCGAACCGGUCGCGGGAAAAGGAGACGAGCGAUUCCAACUCAACCGGAACGAUGCGCCUUCGAUGUAACGACCUAACGCAUAUUGAACGGGCGCGUCAGCGUACGCUACGCCUCACCAUCACCAUUGUGGUCGUGUUCGUCUGGUGUUGGACACCGUACGUCGUCAUGACCCUCUGGUACAUGUUCGAUCGGGAAAGCGCUGCGAAGGUCGACGUUGCCGUACAGGACGGAUUGUUUUUGAUGGCCGUUUCAAACUCGUGCAUGAACCCGUUGGUGUAUGGUUCGUAUGCGAUGAAAUGUCGGCUACCCUGCCGACGCCGCAACACACUUGGAGGCGCUCAGACACCUAAUGCAGCACAGCGCCGCUCCACAGAUGCCGUCUCGGGGAUUAUUGGACCACACUCGGAUCGUCUGACCGGACGCGAUAAUAAGGAUGAGCUGGUAGCGGACCACCGAAGCAUAACGAUGAACCACCUCAAUCAAAACGGUACCAUUGCCCUACUACAACCGACAGCAUCUCUACUCCGUUCAACUGGUGGUGGCACUGGUGGAGGAGCGGGUGCAGGUGGACCCGGCACAAGUGGGGUAAUUGCUGGAGGCUCCGGAAUGGCUACGACAGCAACGACCCGAUUCUAUAACCGUCUCGGUAGUGGCAACAACACCAACUAUCACGGCAACACAACGAAACACACGUCGGCGACAGGAAGCAAAGCAGGAACGGCCACUCCGGUGGGCAGUUCCCAUCGAAAGGGUGGAGGGAAGGAGCACAACUCCCGGGCGGGCUAUUGGAUCGGUGGUAGCGGGGAAGGAUGUCAGCCAAGCUACAGUGAGUUCGCAAUGCUAGCCGACGAGCAUUCGCUGAUGCUAUCCAGACCAUCCUUCUAUUCCGACCCGACACCCCACGAGCUGGACUCAUCGGUUGAGUGUGGAUUGACGCGCAGUCUGGACACUGGUGGUUGGCGAUGA
Molecule: messenger RNA, 1776 nt
Organism: Anopheles marshallii
Lineage: Eukaryota; Metazoa; Arthropoda; Insecta; Diptera; Culicidae
Product: adipokinetic hormone/corazonin-related peptide receptor variant I-like
Exons: 9
Coding region: 1-1776 (591 amino acids)
Biological process (GO): G protein-coupled receptor signaling pathway
Cellular component (GO): membrane
Molecular function (GO): G protein-coupled receptor activity
Source: RefSeq, a predicted model, not a curated record